Molecule: messenger RNA, 6891 nt
Organism: Limulus polyphemus (Atlantic horseshoe crab)
Lineage: Eukaryota; Metazoa; Arthropoda; Merostomata; Xiphosura; Limulidae
Product: tyrosine-protein phosphatase 69D-like
Exons: 29
Coding region: 1-4008 (1335 amino acids)
Biological process (GO): protein dephosphorylation
Molecular function (GO): protein tyrosine phosphatase activity; protein binding
Source: RefSeq, a predicted model, not a curated record
AUGGACAAUAAAUCUGAAGAUUCUUGGUUCGCCACAAGUUACUGCAAAAACUUUUUCCGCAUUUUUGGAACCAAAGUCGCCCUCUCCAUCCUAAAACACGAAGCAGAUCCACCGUUAGUUGCCAACUGUUCCACUACUGUUCUCACGUGCCAGGUAGACAUUCCUGCCCCGGCAGUGGACGUCUGGUGGACAUUUCGAGGAGAAAAUGCGUCUAAAUUACCCAAUGUUAAGAUAAUCACGGAUCACGCGAACGACGGCGUGUGGCAACUUCAGUUACUCUGUCCCACACCGGAGCAUGCCGGGAGUUUUGCAUGUAAUGCCCAGUCAAGGAACGAGAGCGAGUUAGUCUAUCGUAAAGAAGAGACAGUGGAGGUGUACGUUCCCAUUUUGAUUGAGAUUCUAAAAAACAACACUGCUCAGCCAGCUAACACCAAAGUCCAAUUACAAUGUUUAGUGACGGCCUUCCCCCGGGCCAACAUUCAAUGGGAGAAGGAUGGUCAACCACUGAAAGUAGAAAAGGGUCGAGUGGACAUCCAGACCACACAGGUCAGCGAUGUAGUUGUCCUGGAAUCAGUAAUGAUUGAUGCAUUGAAGAGGAAAGAUAACGGAACUUAUGCAUGCUUGGCCUCUAAUAGCCACAAUAUGUCAAGAUCAACGCAAGAGAUCAUAGUUCUGGAGCCACCUGAAGUGAGCCUAGAUAGUUUGGAGGCAAAGGACCCUCGGACAGCAUUCCUGAGCUGGCACGUUCGUUACCGUGGAAACCUUCCAGUCAAACGCUUUCACCUGCAAGUGCGGAACUUCAGCACCGGAGCAGAUUGGCUUGACGUGGACACCAAUAUUGGAGCUAACCUAAGCGUCUACACAGUUCGUUAUUUGUCGCCAGCCAUGACUUAUAGCUUUCAGCUAGCAGCGGUCAACGACGCGGGGUACAGCGACUGGGAAAACCUCAACAUCACCAUGCCGGCUGAUGUGCCAUUUUUUAUUUUAUUUUUUACCUCUGCUCUUAUCAUCAAGACCAUUGUUAACGAUAUUUUUUCGUGGAUUCUAGACACGCAAACCAUUAAGGUGAAGGCAUGCAGUGUUAUUGGCUGUGGAAAUUGGUCUGAACCAAUGCAAGCGGGAACAUCGGACGGAAUAGCCGACCCACCGGAGCAGGUAGAAAUAAAAUGUUUGUACGACGUUCAAAAAGAGCUCACUUACGUCCUUGUUACUUGGGAGCCACCUGCGAACCCCCAAGGGACUAUUCAGUUUUAUAAUAUCACACUUGAAGCUUCAGCUCACUACCGAACCACCAGCGGAGAAAAUGUAGUAGACAGAUUUGCAGAAGCACGUGAAGUUAAGGCAGGUAUAUCAGAGUUUAAAAGUAUUGUCAAGCCCAAUACGAAUUACACCGUCCGGAUUUGCACAAAAAAUCGAUCUGGUUGUGGACCUUUGAGCAUGCUGACGACAAAAACAAUGUGUUUGUCACCACCUAGUGCACCAACAUCAAUGCCAAAGUUCAAACUCCAGCGGAUGAAAGAGAAACGUAAUCCCAGACAGUUAAAGCUGGAACUUCAUCGGGUAUCUGAAAGAAAUGGAUUUAUUAGGUGCUACAGAGUAGUUAUUAUAAAGCUUCAAUCGGGGCAAAGCCUAGAAAACCUUCCAUCGGACCCUAGCUCGCUUGAUAUAACAACCUACGGAGAGGUCCAUAGGAAAGAUGGCCACGGAGCCUACAUUGCAGAAGCUAUCAACACCGAAAAGUUUGUGAGUGAAGUUGUAAUUGGAGAUGAUCGCUACAGUAUGUGUGAGGAUACUUCCAGUGAACACCCACUGAGCAUCCAUGCUCGAUCCCGAAAAAUAUCAGAACAGACUUUGAAAAAAACAAAUAUACUUACAGACGUAGAAUAUGUGUAUGAUGGAAAGCUUGCACCGAAUACCAACUAUACUGGCUUCGUAGAAGUUCGAGUAAUUGGGCCUAACAAAAUGAUCUUAUCCAAACAAAGUCCAUACUUUGCUCCUAUUGAGACUGGUUCUCUUCCUAAGACUGAACCCACAGAAAAUCCAAUGGCCAUUGUUUUAGGCAUUCUUAGUGGUCUUAUCUUUGUUGUACUCAUUUUAAUCCUGGUCUUGUGCCUAUUCAAGCGUAAAAAUAAUCACCCAUAUGAUGAAGGUGACAGAUUAGGUCUUACAGCUUUGAUUCGUCGCACCAUUCAAAGAAAUGGCCAUAUACCCAGAUGUAAAAGUAGUCGACUGUCAAAAGUUCCCUACUUAGGCCCUAUAGCAGCAGAAGAUUUACCUAGUGCUUAUGUAGAAAGACAUAAUGACAGUGACUUACUUUUUCAAAGAGAAUUUGAGGCCCUGCCAGAGAAGUUCAAGGAUAGAACUACACAUGCAGCUGACAGUCCAGAGAACCUUAGUAAAAAUCGUUAUCCAGAUAUUCGAUCAUAUGAUCAAACAAGGGUGAGGUUACCAGUGGAAGAUGGAGUACCAGGCUCAGAUUAUAUAAAUGCAGAUUUUGUAGAGGGUUACAAGAAUAGAAAAACAUUCAUUUGUGCUCAGGGUCCACUUGAUCGUACUGUAACAGACUUCUGGAAGAUGAUAUGGGAACACAAAGUCACAGUGGUGGUAAUGCUGACAGGAGUUGAAGAGCAUGGCAAAAUAAAGUGUGCCCAGUACUGGAAUGAAGAUGAGCCAAAGGAAAUUGAAAAUCUAUUUGUUGUGAAUGUUAUUACUGUUAAGAAGUAUUCUGACUACAUUGUUCGAAGACUUCACAUCCAGUAUUCAAAGGAUGAUUAUCCAGAAGAGCGGGAAAUUCUUCAUUUUCACUUUGUUAUGUGGAAAGACUUUCUAGCUCCAGAGCAGCCAUCUUGGCUCCUUCGAUUUAUUAAACGGGUUAAUGAGCACUAUGUUUCAGACAGAGGACCUCUUCUAGUCCACUGCAGUGCUGGGGUUGGUAGAACAGGAACUUUUGUGGCCAUAGACAUGCUUCUACAACAGCUAGAUGAAGAAAGUCAAGUAGAUGUGUAUGGGUGUGUCUGUAACUUGAGGCACUCCCGGAACUUUCUUGUUCAAUCUUUGAAACAAUACAUAUUUGUCUACCGAGCCUUGCUAGAACAUGCUCAGUUUGGAGACACAGAAAUGGAGAUAAGACAUUUCAAGGAUCAUUAUGAACAGCUGAGAGAUAAAAUGCAAGGUCAGGAGAAAUGUCGUCUAGAGCUGGAGUUUGAGAAACUUGGAGACGUAAUUGAAGAUGCUAAAACCUGCUGUGUCGGAACCAUGGAGAUGAACAUGAAUAAAAAUAGAUACAGUUUCAUAAUCCCAUAUGAUAUUAACAGAGUAAUUCUUCCUCCUACUGCAUCUCGAGACCACUCAUCCUAUAUCAAUGCUUCAUUUAUUCAGGGUUAUGACCGCUCUCUCUCCUUCAUUAUUACCCAAGACCCUUUAGAGAACACAAUGCUAGAGUUCUGGAGGAUGAUAAAGGAACAAUCUGUUACAACUGUAGUGAUGUUAUCCGAGCUUGGAGCAGGGCAGACCAAAUGUCAGCAGUAUUGGCCAGGAGAAGAAGAAAAAGAGUAUGAUUACAUCAAAGUUAAGUUUCAGAAUGAGGAGACAAGAGAAUCCAUUACCAAAAGAGAAUUUCAAGUCAUUAACACAAAGAAUAACGACAACCACACCCUCACUCAGUUUCAGUUCCAUGACUGGUCUAGUACAGUUCCCGAAAACACAAUAGCCCUUAUUGACUUAAUUGAACAAGCUCAACAGAACAAAGAACAAGAUCCUAGUAGUGGUCCUAUUACUGUACACUGCAGUGGUGGUGGUGACCGAAGUAGUGUGUUUGUCACUCUAAGUGUACUUAUCCAACAGUUGAAAAUCGAAGAGAGAGUAGAUGUCUUCCAAGCUGCAAGAUACACUCGCUCUCAACGUCACUGCAUGCUUAAAACUCUGGCUCACUAUGACUUUCUUUACCAGGGACUUCUGGAUUAUAUUCACACUCACAAGCUAUUUGACAUGGGUGACACGCCACUUUGAGGGUAGUAAAUAUAGCUAUUUAAAUAUUUGGUUUGUGAUUUCUAUUAUCACUAACAAGUGAAAAUAAACUCUCCUGUGUUGGAUACAACAAGUCAAUCUGCCAGGAUGGAUAGACAUUAACUAGUGCCUUCAUUUCAAGGUCACUUCAAAUGUCAUUCUGAAGCAAAUGAGCCUAGACUAUUCUGCAUGCUUUUCUUUAUAAGGAAGCUGUCAUAUGUGGUGAAAAACUGCUAAAAGAACACAUAAAUUGGUUACAUUGGAUUAUUAAAUCAACUCGGUUUUGUUGAAAUAUAAUGUGGUAAGAAAACUGUGACAAGACUGUAAGACACAGAUUUGAAGUACUGUCAGAAACACAUCAUAGUUCUUUAAAGAUUAAAGCUGUUCAUUCUUGUGUUUAGGGAGAAUUGAGUCUACUAGAUUUAUCAGUUAAAGAAAAGUUGGCUGGCACCAUGGUUGUAAGAAAAUGCUUGACAAUUCAUUUCAUUUGGUGAAUAAAAAAACUUUGUCUUUAUUGUGUUUAGAUGUAAUUGUUUGCCAUAAAUGUUUCUGAUUUAUCAGUAUUGUUUGUCCAUUCCCUUAACUGGGAAGGGUCAUUUCUUGCAACAGUUUUUGUUUGGAAAACAAAGUCAGUCAUUAUGGGUGAAGAAAGAUACCUACUAAACUAUUUCUGUGUGACUAAAGGUUAUGGUUGAUAUCCAGAGUGCUUUGUUUACAUGUUGCUGUCAGAAUAGUUUCAUUUAUGAAUCAGUCUGUGCAUCAUGUUAUCUUUUCAAAACCCAGGCUGGUUACUUAAAUGUGGUUAUAAUAAAACUCAUGACAUCAAUUGCACUUGUUGAUGUUACUUUACUCAUAAACUAUAACAGCUCUAUAUCUUGAACAUAAACUGUGUUGCUCGCUUCAAAUGCUCAGUAAACCUUAGUUGAAACCCAAAUGUCAGUUGGGAUGUUUUAUAAAAGUGCCUGUAGACUAUAAUAACAGUGAGUUUGAUCAAUAUGAUUUACAUGUUUUAUUCUAUUCUUUUUAGUCUCUUGUUAAUGGGUUUCAGAUAAAGUGAAUGGUGGCAGUUCCUGUGACAUGCUAUGAUUAUGAAGAUGUAAGCCAUAUGUAUAUAUAUUUUCGAAAAACCUUUUCCAUUAAAACCUAGAGUUGUACACAAACAAAAGGCAGCUACAGCACAGUUGUAAUCUAAAAUUCAAAUUGAGUUUAAUCUCUUAUGUAAUAUCCAAAAUGUUUGAUAUUGUGGUAAUAUCAAUCAGAACCAUAGAGGUUUUUUUUGUAUUGAAAAAGGUUACUGUUGUUGUUGUUGUUUGUAGUGUAAUAUGUUACCCCAUUUUUAAGAUUCUGAUUUUUUUGUUUAAGAAGUGAUAAUUUGAGGGAAAGAAACUGUGUGUGGAGUUUUUCUCACAAUGAUAUUAUAGUAGUCAUAUGGUUAGCAUUCAUUUAGAGCAUAGUACUUAAAACAUGUUUCUAUUACUCAAAUUUAAAGAAUAGCGCAUGCAUAUCAAAUACACAGUUAUCUUGUAUAGAGUUCAUACACUGUUUUACUUAUCCCUUAAUAGUUUAUGUUUUAGUAUUCUGAUUCUAAAACUUGCUCAAAUGCUUUUGUAAAAUAUGCUAUGGGAAUUGUAUUUUGUUGUUACAUGCUAUUUAAGUAUACUGAUUAAAAUGAUGAAACAUGACAUAUGCAUGUUAGAUUGCUCUUGAGCUAAUUAUAUUUUCAGCAUCAUAUUUAGAGGGUUUGUUUUUGUUCUACUCUUAACCCUUUUGCUGCGUAGUUUGAAUAUAUCCGAAUAAACAUUUGUACCCAGUGACUGCAAAUUCAGAUUUACCUCACUUACCGAAAAAAAAGCUUCCCUCUACUGCGACAUGUGGGAAUAUCCUCCUGUACUUGAAACAAUUGCCAAACCUGCGUGCGUGCUGCCAUCUGUGCUCUAUGCUGUGAAACCUGGAUGUUUAUAUGCCUCGAUACAAAAUUGCCAACUUUGCAGGAACACAUAUAGAAUCUAUAUAAAGACAACUUCUUUAUAUCUUGGAUAUUGUUAUCUAAAUAAUUUGUUUUAUAUUUUGUAAUAACUUUUGCCUCUUACUGACUUAGUUUUGUCUAUAUUUAUGCCAUUUACUGGAGAACACUUUUCUUCUAAUUUUCCUCAAUUUUUUGUUUAAAUCAUUAUUUUUCACUAUCCAAUAUAGUUUUCAAGGAAUAUUAUUGUCAGAUAUAGAAAAUACAGCUUCUUUCAAUAUUGACAAAGUAAUACGAAGGGUCAUAUUAAUAAUUUUAUUUUUUUGGUGGAUAAUUGACAAUUUUUAGGAAUCAGCCUGAAAGUUAAUUGUGCAGUGAAAGGGUUAAUGUUAUCUAAUUUGUAAAUUAUCAAAUAUCAUUAUCCCUUUUUUGUUUUGUUUUUAUGUAUUAUAUUUCUCUGUUAUUUCUCUUUUUCGAUAACAUUUAUUAUUUUAAGUUGUCCUUGCCAUCAUUUCAGUGCUGAGCUUGGGGAUUUAUAAUGCUAAAAUUUGAGGUUUAAUCUCUGUAGUAAGAACAGCACAAAUAAGCCUUUGCUUAGCUAUGUACUUAAUAACAAACAUUUUAAAAUGAUCCCUUGCAGUUUUAAGUUGUUCUUUUUGGGGGGGGGGAUUAGUGUUCAUUAUAUAGAUAACAUCAUGAACUGGAAAAUAGGGACCACCAAAUAAGUUCUUUAUCGGUUAAUCACUUCAGUAAGCUUAUGCCUGGUUGCUUUUAAGUUUGGAUCAAUUUUCAUUACUUAUGUACUUAGAAUUCUAUGAUUAGUAUUAAUUUUUCUUUAGACGUGUUUUAUUAAUUACAUCCCAAAUCUUUCCCAACUCUUAGACUUCUUUUUUUUUCAGUCUAUUUUGGUGUGUUUUGCAUAU